Messenger RNA from Porites lobata, 8248 nucleotides. The record is from the annotation of a GenBank genome assembly. Lineage: Eukaryota; Metazoa; Cnidaria; Anthozoa; Scleractinia; Poritidae.
AUGGCCGAGGGAAUCGACAAUGAUAUGAGCGAACAACAACGCGGUCAGGCCAACGUUUCGCAUGGCCAAGAGGCGGUUCGCUCCCCUCAAGUACAGUUCGCCGUUCCGGCAACAAACUCACAAACCGGGCUUGUAUCUAAGCCUACACUAAGUUCGAAUAGUUCAGCACCUAUCCCAGGACAUAAGAAAAAAAGUUCUUUCCAGAUCACCAGUGUUAUCGAGACCAAAGCCCGAAAUCGUGGUGAUAGUAAUGGAUAUGAUGGCGAUUUGAACGAAAGCGAUAUAGUUGAAGAUGAUCAUGAAGAAGUCCAAGUGGAGCUUGGUUUUUCAGAUGUAGGAACUGCAAAUGGCAAUGGUGGAUCUAGAUUUAAAGUAGUUAAACUGCAAUUAGAUAAAUCCUAUCUACGUGGCCGAUGGAAUUGCCACGACUUUCCUGAUGUGGAGUCUACGCAAUCUUCUACAAGUGUGUCUACUUUAUCUUCAGCAAAUAUAUCUGCUCAGCCUUUGAGAGACAAUGUGGAGAAAACGGACUCUCACUCUAGUGCAAGGAUAAAUUCAACUAGCAAUUCCGUUGGCAAUCAUAUAGCAAGUGAUACAGACUCGCAAUUGUCAGAAAUCCAAACGCAUGGCUCGGCUAUAAAGCCGCCGACAACGCAAGCAAAUGAACACAAUUCUAUAUCAGGGGAAGUACAUAUAGCCUUGAAAAAGAAGGAUUCUGAAACAAAAUUGGGAGGUGUUGGUGAACUUGCAAAGCAUAGCGAUUCCUCAGUAGCAAGAGUUUCGUUCGGUGUGGAAAAUUUUGAUACAACUUCCCCCGAAGGAGCGCAAUUACUUGGUCCAGCAGGGUAAGUUCUCCACGAGAUAUCGAGCUGUGAGCUAGUCUGUAUGUGGCGCAACGUGGUGAAGGCGAUAAUCGAUUAGAGUCCCUAGAGAGUUUUCCAAAAGUCGCUGUACAACGAGCUUUUCCUCGCGUGUAGAUGGCCUUAGCAAUGUUUUCGGCUAUUGCCCCCACUUAUUUUCGCUUCAAUAAGUCUUAAAUUGCAGUGUUGGAAGUUAUUGACUCUCCCAGACCACAUUAUUUAUUGAUGAUCCAUUGCUACAAGCAGACAGCUUCUUAAUUUGUUGGCGGCUUUCUCGUUCAUAAUUCUUUUGUUUAAACAUUAUAUCUUGUUCAGGGUUGACCAUAGGUAUUGUACCAUUUAGCUCAAUGUUGUGGUUUCUUAAUCGAAGAAAAAAUGUUUGCGAUGUAGUAGUAUUUUUAAACCAAGUGACCAUAAAAUUCUGAUUUGAUUCGUUCUUUGCUCUUUCACUGUACUGUUUACAAUAAUAUUAUUUGUAUUCCACGUGAGGUUUGAGGAAAGCCGGUUAUUGAGCUGGAGUUCUUCGAGUUUGUUGUGUAUUUGACGGCUGGUUAAACCAUAUUGUCACUGAUUAUAAAUAAAGUAAGUCGCCUGCUCUUUCUUAAAAGAAAUGUUUGAAAGAGAUUCCUCGAGGCAGUUUCUAAACUCCCUAUAUGUCGUACAAUAUGUAAUCGCAUUUUGUAACAAUGGCAUUUCCUGAAUUGUUCUCAGUCUAACUGUCCAAAUCUCUGAAAAGUUCCUUUCCGCAAGAAAUAUGCUACCAGUGAGGCAUAAAAUGGGAGUCAAAAAAUUCCUUAUUGAAAAUACAUGUAUCUUUCCUACAAAUUAGCAUUCUCUAUGAAAACUUCUGUGGUUUGGUUCAGUAUGCAGUUAUAUUGUACUUUCUGAAGACACAAAGUUAAAUCAUCUAUUUGGUAUUGCCUUUGUAAAAUGUUCAUAAAGACCCUUUAGUGUUUUGUACUGUAAAGCUGUUUCAUGAAAAUGUAAAUGCUGUUGUAUUUUAAUUUGUUGUUGUUGAUUGUCCUUUUCUACCAUUUUUCACUUUGCCACAAAAAUGUAGCAUGAAAUGUUGUGUUUUAGCUUUGUUGUCCUGUCAAAAUGUUCCUAAAUCCCGUGGUGAUAUACUGACAAUUUUUCAGUGAAUAAAUAAGAUGCAUAUGCCAAUGAAAUAUUGUUAGUUUUGAAUGCAUCAAGUCCGAUGUUUGUUCCUUUUUAAGUCGACGUUUGGUGGCAAAUUGGUUUUUGUAACUAGGUGAUUCACCUGAUCUUUGACUGAGGUGCGAAAUUUUGUAAAGCCAAUAUGUCCAGAAACUAAUAUUUUUCUCUCAUCUGGACAAAUGUCUAAAUCUCUGAACUUAUGGUAGUACAGGUUAAGAUGAUCAGACCUCCCUAUCAGGGAUUUGUUGUUGUGCUCUCUGAUAAUGCUUUUCUUCCAGUGUGGCUUGUUGUUUUUCAGAACCUUUGCUGGUUAAGUGAUUUUUAAUGUUAUGCAUGUCUUUCAUGCUGUGCGGAUAGCAAAACUCAAGGCGUUAAUUUCCAUAAACGAGAGUUUGUUUUGGCUGUAUAAGUUACUUUGAGCAUGUGUAUUCUUCCUUUUUUCUGAAGGUAUUAAGGCAGUGGUAAAAAAAGAGUACAGGUUUUUUUUUAGCUCUUACUGUGAACAGGGCUAUUAGUUGUUUGACAUUUGCAGUGGCCUUCGGGGCAAGUUUAAUCUGAGAAGGCAUUACCUCAUCAAAGAAAAAUUCCAUCUGCUGUGUUUUAGCGUGGUCAAAGUUUUUUUCUAGUUGAGAAACAUUUACCAUCUUCCUUGUGCAGCUGGAGCGAUCUUAGUUGAGAAUCUGUUACUGUCUUCCAUGCAUUCUUUUUAAGUAUUUAGAUUGCACCAAAGAGUGGAAAUGGGAAUUUCUAUUAGAAAAAGACUGUUUUAGUUUUAGAUAUCAUUGUUAUGCUCCUUUGAAGCUGUUAUCAUUUGUCUUAUUUUCUAAAAAAGGAGUUAAAAAAAUAACUGAAUUUAACUUCCUUAUCAGUGCUGCAAGUUACUUAAUCUGCAGAGAGGAACUUGUAAAAUGGUAAUAUUACUGUAUUUCUAUUUUGAGAACCAAUGUUUAUGCACAUAUUUUAUCCAAGAAAUGUGUAUAAUCGUGUUCAGCCACUUUUUGAAGAAAUGAAAUUUUUUUAACCCAUGAAGCCCAUGGACACCAAGAUUUCUUUUGGAAUACUAUGAUUAACCAAUUUUGUUGGUUGAGUCGUUGAAGUAAAAGAAACAAGCAAGCGUAUUAUUUUUAUUGUAACUCACAGGCUGUGUAAAUACUCACAGGUUAUUUUUUGGUAAAAUAUUCAAAUUUGCACAGGUGAAGCAUAAGUUUCUAGAAAUUACUGUAGUUAUGUCCCACUUUAUUUCUAAUAUUGUAUCCCUGAAGAUGUGAGUGUUGUAUCUGCAGAAGAAUAGCCAUGAGUAUCUCGUGUAGAAACAACAUUAAAAUUGACCAAGUUCAUUGGGUAAAAGGAGUAAUGUUGCAUAUAAGGGUGCAACAAAAAUAAAAUGGAUGGAAUAAACUUGAGAAAUUACUUGUUUUAGCAGCCAUAGCAUUGUACCAUCUAAAAAGCACUUGAAAUAAAAUGAUAAGAUGCAUGAAUUAUUUUGUUGGUCUACAAAACACCCUAGAAGAGAUUCGUAACAAACAUUCUGCAUAUUCUUAUUCCAGAAUACAAUAAAUUAAUCAAAUGCUUUAUUCAAAACCGUUACAAUCUGGGACCAUGAAAUAUUUAUAUCAGCCUGGAAUGGAAACUGAGACCUACGUUAAUAGAGCCUUUUCUUCCUAUGCACUUUUUUAGACUAUAGAACUGUUUGCCACUUAGUAUUCAUAAAUCUAAAUCUACAUCUGCUUUUAAGUUUCUUGAAAGAAGUUUCUGGAAACUUAUUUUUGUACACAAUUUUGAUUCAGUAUAGUUUUUCUUUUAAAGGGAAGUCUGAUUAUUGGCUUUGUUAUUUUACUUUUACUCUGACAAUUUUCAACUUUUAGGAAUUAUAAUAGAGAGGAAAAGUUGUUACGUCACAUUGCCAUAGUAGCAAAAUUUCUGGAUGACAUCAAAUCGAACGUGGAAUGUCACUUAAAAAAGAAUUCACUCUGUUUUAAACUUCAUUGAUCUUAUUCUAUUUCCUGCAAUAUCUCAAAUGUUGGCGAAAUUUUCUUGGGUUAAGUCUGAAGGGACCAUAUUUUCUGCUCCAGCUAUACAGGCUAAUUCUCAACAGACCAUUUAAAACAAUGUUUUGGUGGUUGCAGCAAAGACCAACAAUCAAACAAAGGUGUCGGAUUCUACCAGAUUUUGUUAGCAAAUUUUUGUAGAAUAAAGAAGCAAUUAUUUUAAGUCUCAUUUUAUUGCAAGGAGAUCAUAAUGUACUCCCUGAGGAAGCCAAGACAUGCCUUUUGAAAUAUCAGAUAAUAUAGUGAAACCUCCCAUAAGCGACCACUGAAAAUGGGAAGAGUUGGUGGUCGCUCACAAGAAUGCGAACUGCAAGAGGUCUCUUGCAAAAAGAAGUCCAGACACGUCCACUUAUUGGAGAGAACAUAUCGCAAGGAAUUUUUAAGGUUACAACAUAUGUAAAUCAUGUUGUUUCUAAAAGAUCUUCUCCUUGAGUCGUACCUUUUUAUUUCUACUGAUAACUUAGCACUUUGUCAUUGGUAAAGUAAAUAUUAGAGAGCUUUAGAUUCUGAGGCGAGGACAACUUCCGCGUAUGAGUAUGAGAUUUUCUCAGUACUAACUAGUGCUCUUGCGUGAACCUUGACUUUUUGGCAGGAAAACGUGAUAGCUGUAUAAAUUCUACUACGAGAUUUAACGAGUAAUCGUUUUAAGGUUACAACAUAUGUAAAUCAUGUUGUUUGUAAAAGAUCUUCUCAUACUCUGUGUACCUUUUGCAUACACUGAACACAAACAUUAGACCAUUGUAUCACAGGGUUCGUACAGGUCAUGGAAAACCUGGAAAGUCAUGGAAUUUAAGAAUUUUAUCUUCCAGGCCUAGAAAGUCAUGGAGUUUAAAAUAAAUGUUGGUCCUUGAAAGUCAUGGGAAAUGAAAGUUUUGUUUGGUAUUUUAGUUACUGCAGAUGACAAAGCAAGGACAAUUUAAGAUAGAGAGGGGUAAUUAAAGAGUGCAAACUGCACGCAUUUUUGUGGACACCUGAGUUUGUGUCUAUUGAACUGUUUAAGGUCAAAAAAUACCCCCAAACAAGGAUUGUGAACAUUUUUUAAAGUGACAACUAAACCUAAGGUCAUGGAAAUAGUCAUGGAAAUUCAUGGAAUUUGAAAAGCGCAAAAGAGUACAAACCCUGUAUCAUGAGGCCACUUAAAAAAGGUUAAUAACAAUGGAGAAUUCUAAAUCCGUCGUCCUAAAAAGUGGUCAUGGUCGCUUAUGAGAGGUUCCAACUGUAAAUCCUUAACUGGGAAAAUUGUGGCUUUUUGGAUAAGUGGUCAGUCAUGGGAGGUAGUCGUUUAUGAGAGGUGGUUACACAUGUUGGUUGGAGUGUACUUACAUGUAGGCUUUUAAUCUUUUAACCUUUCAACCGUGGCAGGAUUAGCUCAUUCGAUAGAGCGCUUGACUGCAGAGCGGGAGGUUGUGGGUUCGAUUCCCUGGGCUGGACCAAUACUCUGGGUCUUAAAAUAACUGAGAAAUGAAGGUACUUCCUUUGCCCUGCAAGCGGCUGGACCUUUACGUGGCUCGGAUGACCACGUGAAAUGGCAGUCACGUCUCCAGUAGGAGACGUAAAAAACAGUGUCCCCAAUUGGUACUUUGGUGCUAAAUACAUUGACACUCAAAUAAAGUGUAUUAUUUAUUUAUUUAUUUCGUAGCUAUACAGCAAGAAUUGAAUCAUAUAAUUUUGGGGAAUGGAAAGUGAUGAUACUUUUGGCUUUUUCUCUUUCAGACAAGGCACUGCAGAUGCUGAGAUGCCUAUUGUAAAUAAAAUUGCUACGGCAAUGGUAUGUGGACUCAUGGUUUAUCUUUUAUAUCAAAGCUGAUUGGCUUGUAUGUGUGCUAAACAGACUUCACUAGCCCAAUAGCAAAAUCCACUAGCCCUGGGCUAUCAGACACUACUUUCUUUGCAUGCAGGGGCAUAUGUAGAGUAUUUAUUUGAAAGUAAAUUGUAUUGGUUAUCCUAGAUUGACUUGCUUGCAAAUUAAUGAAUUGAUAUGUUCAGUAAUCUUGUGUAAAACAAAUUGAAACAAUUUGUUUCUUGAUGACUCUAUAAUCAGUGAAGAAAGAGUAGUUCCUGUCUUAGCUGGCUUAUUCUUUUUCUUCAGCUGGUCGGAGGUAAUCAAUACUUGGCAAAUCAUCUCUGAGCUAGCCAAUCAGCGCUAUUCACUUUUGUAGUAUAUGUUUAAACCAUAUACUCAUGUUAUAUACUAUCUUUGUCCUUGUAGGAACAAAUUACUCAGAUUAAGUCAGACCUACUUAGUGUUGUAAACAAAGAAGUUCAGACAUUAAAGGAAACAAUAUCCAAACUCACUGAGGAAAAUCAGGAACUUAAACAAGAAAAUGAAAAAUUACGGACCUUGGUGGAAAGCAAGCACUCUACAUGACAGUGGCCUUCAUGUCAAGAUGUGAUAAACUAGAGUGAACCUGAGCCUGAUUUUCCAAUGAACAUGGUUGUUCAAAAUAUUUCAGUGUUGUUGCAUGAACCUUAGGCAACAUCCUCGACAACAAUUUGCUUGUCUUUCCAGGAGAAAAUGCUUGUUGAAAUACUAUGAAGUUCUUGAGGGAAAAGUAUUGUUGCAGUCUUUGGCUGUCUGUGUUUUAAAUGACUGUCAUGAAUUUUUGAAGAACCCGAUGCUUAUUCACAAGGGAAUAAAACACCAAGAUGUCAAAGCAUUGGUAACCUCGAACUUCAAAGAUGCCCAAACUUGCUUUCCAGGAGAGAUCCCAGAUUUCAUUUAUUAUAUUGAGUACUGAAAACAAAAGAGCACCAGCCAAAGAGAUUUCAUUUAAAUGGUUAUGCAAAUGUUUGGGAUUUUGGCCUCGGGAUCAGAAGUUAGAAGUGGAAUAUUCAAGCCAUUGUAACUGCUUUUAGAAAGGAAAGAGUGGAGCAGAGGUCUUCAUUCUUGUUGACUGUAAAGGUUGCAGUGUAGCAGAAAGCAACAAACUAUCAUUCUAUCCAGCUUGCUUUUUACUGCACUACACACAGGGCCAGUUGUGAGCCUUGAGUCCUACCUUUUUAUUUCUACUGAGAACUUAGCACUUUCUCAUUGGUAAAGUAAAUAUUAGAGAGCUUUAGAUUCUGAGAUGAGGACAACUACGAGUAUGAGAUUUUCUCAGUACUAAGUAGUGCUCUUACAUGAACCUUGUCAUUUUGGCAGGAAAACGCAAUAGCUGUCUUCAUUCUACGAUGAGUUUUAGCAAGAAUGUCAUAGUGGUGGGAACUAGGUACCAAAUUUUAGAAGUUUAAUCAUUUUAAUCAUGAAGUAUUCCGGGUUAAAUCUCAUACUGAUAUUCGUCCUUGUCCUCAAAUCUAAAGCUCUCUAUUAUUAUUGCACAAACAUAGAACAAAUUUAUGUUAAAAUUUCAUGUAUGCUUCUCAAAACAGAAACAAAAGGGCAUUGUCAAUUUUGGAUCAUUGUGCCCUUGUCUUUAUGUUGAUUAUGCUUACUAAUAUAUUUAAAUUCUCAGCCUCUUAAAACAAACUUUAAAUGAAAACCUUAGUUGUGGUAUAAACUGAAUAAAUGCAAGAGCAUACUAGAUACUUUAAGCAGCCAUGACAGCAGUGGAAAUUAGAUGAAAGUAAAUUUGUGCAUCAUUGCAGUUAAUCCAACUCGCUCAGUUUUUUGUUUGUAACCAAAUUAUCCUGGAGCUGGAUUCCUUUCCAAGUUAGAAAGAGAAGAGAAAACUUAUUUUCUGUGUGUUCUUGCACCCACUUAAAUCAUUUGUCAGCAGUUUUUGUGUUGUACUUGUACAGAAUGUACAAAAAGGUGUUAUACAUGGGAAGGGAUGGUGAUUAAUGGUAUUUUCAUUGCUGUCAUUGCUUUAUAGUUGCUUAAGGUUCUCCAAAGAUGCAGUCACACCUAGAGAUGAUCGUGUCUAUUACAAGGGAGAAUUUUACUGGAGUAAAUACCAAACAUUUUGUCACUUCUUUUAUUGUUGCCUUCUUUUGACUGAACAAUGUGAACUAAUUUUGAUUUCAUCUGACUUAUUCUAGCAUUUGAAACCUAAACUUUCUUGGAUGGUUGUAUAAUGCUAUGGGCCAGAUAUUUAGAAUGAUCAAAGUUUACCUCAAUUUAGAGACUAUUGGUAAAAUAGUAGUCAAAUACCACAAUUAAAGAGACAUUUUCACAUGAGUUCUUCUCUGAAAUGACUUCUCUUCUCUCAACGGAAUGGCCCCUACUAACAAUAAUAACUACCA